Molecule: messenger RNA, 1698 nt
Organism: Cladocopium goreaui
Lineage: Eukaryota; Dinophyceae; Suessiales; Symbiodiniaceae
Source: the annotation of a GenBank genome assembly
AUGAGCCGCCUUGCUCUCCUGCCGGGCGCUGCGGCCUUUACUUUGCUUCAAAGUCCACUUUGGGAACCUGAGCUGCAGGCGCUGUCGGUAGAAGCCUCCAUGCAGUGGAGUGUGAAGGCCAUUGAAAACCCAGGACCCAGCUAUGGGGCCUUAGAUGUUGAUGGUUCUUGUGACCACUUCGAGCCGCUGCGGAACUUUACCCCGAAAAACCCACUGGCAGAUGACUUCGAGAAGCCAACAGCUGUGAUACCCAGGUAUCGAAAACUCACAGCCGGCCAGCUUCAAGACUUGGUUUCCAACGGCCAGCCCUUUGUUGUGGAGGACUGCGGUCAAGACGCUCCUCUUAUCUCAUGGAGCUGCAAGGACUAUGCCCUUCGCUGGCCUGAAGGGAAGAUGCGGGCGGAGUAUUCCGAAGGGCAGCGGCCCAUUCUGCUGGGAGAUGCCGAUUGGUUCAGGACUUUGCGGCCAACAGGUCUACAUAGCCAACAUUUGUCCAAAGGUGACAAGUUGGCAGGGCCCUACAUUUGGCAUGUGAAAGACCAUGAGCCCAAUCAAUGCUGCAACUCCACCGAGACGUGUUGGCCAGUGAAAAGGUCUGUCCAAGAGCAUUGGAGGACGCCAUACUUUUUGCGCCAGCAGCAUAUCAAUGCGCAAGAAGCAAAGGACUCCUUUGAGCUAUGGUUCAGCUUGGCUGGUGGUGGUGCCUUGAGUCAUGCUGAUGCGUACAACGAGAUGACUCUCUCGCUCCAACUGCGUGGGUCAAAGGAAUGGCGUUUGGCCAUGCACCCACCGGUUGCAACCGCGUUUGAUGCGAUUGAAUCGCAUGAUGGAGGCAUCUACAAAUCCAAGAGAUGGAUGCCCGAAUAUGACUUCACCCUGCAUCAAGGGGAAUGCUUCGUGUUCCCGCCUGGCUACUUCCAUGAAACCUUUGUAAGGCCGGAUGCUGCUGCAGAACACUGUACAGUUGCAGCCACUUUCCAGUUCAUAGCGCCUUUGCCAGCGCGCUACUGGCGAAACUUUCUGCCUCGCUGGUUCAAUAGCCACCUGAGCUGGGAGGAACAUAGCCUGGAGGUUUGGGCUCCAGUGGCAACUCUGUCCCAUCAAGGCGGCACGAAUUGGGAAGUCAGCGCAAGAACUUCCCUUUUGCUACGCAAGCUUGACUCUGAUCAGGACGAGAGAGUAUCAUAUGCUGAGGUCGAUGCCUUCUUCCAGCGGCCGGAGAACCACUGGGCAACGGAUAAGGACUUCGCGUGGUUUCCAUUCGUCCCGGCAGAUCAGGCGGCUCAGGUCAAAGAUGAGGUAGCUUGGGAGUUGCGAAGGUCGGUCGCAAGAGCUGUCGUUGACUUCCAUGAUUUGGAUGGUGAUGGCCAGAUCUCAGGAUCAGAGCUCUACACAAGCCUGUGGCAGUGGAAAGUCCUGGUCCAAAAGAAGAGAAGCUUGAUGAAGCUGUUCAAAAAGCGCAAGGGCAAAACCAAUAGCCAAGAUGUGUUGAGGUUCGAGAUUGACUUCUUACGACAACAUGCUGGUUGCUCCCAGUUGGGCAGAUUGCGAGCGGAGGCUGCCUGUCAGCGACUCUCUGAGCUCCAGAUGCAAAAUCCCAUCGGCCAAAGUGCUGAGAUUCCUCUGUUUCGAGUUAUCGCCGGAGAGGAGGAUGAAGAAUAUGACAUCGAGGAGUCCAAGCGUCGUGAGGAAUUGUAG